ACCGUAGUGCCCGGAGUUCCGCGAUUCCCGUCCUUUACUGGUCAGCGUUUCAGUGCCAUCAUGAUGUCACGAUUGCUUGGUCCAUUUGAACUGGACCGUAGUACGCGGAAAUUCGCGAUCCGCAUCCUUUAAUCGGCCACAUCAUGAUGAUCAAAUACCAGCUGACGAACGUGGAGCUUUCCAGACUACCGUAAUUUACGUCAAGUCAGCAAGUACUUAGGUAGACCGAGAUCGUUAUUGCUUCACGACCUCAGUUCCUACCUCCUUUAAAGCAUCAUGUCUGGUACUCUACCCCCAGUUCUCCCAGGUCCUCGUCGCAUCGUGACUUCGCAUGAUAGCGACGGACAAGCCGUCGUUUCAGUUGACGGAACAGUUCAUUCAUCGGUGAUGAUAGAAGGCUUACAUGGUCAUCGAACGGGCACAUUCUGGGCUUCUACUGAUGGUAUGCCAACGAAUGACAACAACUGUUUGGAGGACGGCGGAGCCCGUCAAGUGGGUGACUUCGGAUUAUUUGCAAGUAACACGACCAAUUUCAUAUACAGUGAUCUUGGUCCCGGCGUUCGUACUCCGAUGCAUCGGACUCCUUCUAUCGACUAUAACAUCCUCAUCCAUGGGGAACUCAUUUUGAUAACAGACGAUGGGAAAGAAACCCACCUCAAGAACGCGGGAGAUGUUGUGAUUCAGAAGGGGACAAAUCACGCUUGGAGAAACCCUGGGACGGAAUGGACACGGUGGGCGACCGUUCUGGUCGAUGCGAAACCAGCGGUGGUAAAUGGACAGGAGCUGGGAUUGUUUUUUGGAGAUUGACAAGUAAAUUGGAAAGAUCUGCACCACUGAAACAUGAAACAUUCAAGGCUGAGCAUCGAUUGAGUAUUACAAGUAGUGUCUGGUAUGCACAUACUAGCUCUCCGUGCGAGGAAGACGAUCGUUCC
Suillus fuscotomentosus is the source of this 932-nucleotide messenger RNA. RefSeq lists its product as uncharacterized. NCBI's taxonomy places the organism in Eukaryota, Fungi, Basidiomycota, Agaricomycetes, Boletales, Suillaceae. The record is from RefSeq and is a predicted model, not a curated record. The coding region runs from base 277 to 807 and encodes 176 amino acids. The transcript is spliced from 6 exons.